UUGAGAAGUCAAAUGUUAUUUCCCUUGGCCUUGUAUAUAACGAAAAUCUCUCAGUUUUAGAAACAUGGUUCAUCUUUUCAAUGCUGGUCCUGCGAAAGUUCCUGAUGAAGUCAAGGAACAAAUUCAGUCAGAGUUCUUCAACUUUGCAGGUUCCGGCAUCAGUGUCAUUGAGAUAAGUCACAGGAGUCCAGAAUUCACUGCUCUUAUGAACGAAAGCAAUGUUAACCUGAGAGAAAUCCUAGAAAUCCCUGACAACUACAGAAUUCUGUGGUUAGCUGGGGGUGCAACUGGACUGUUCUCUUCCAUUCCUCUUAACUUGAUAACCAGUAAAGAUGAUGUUCUGGACUACGUUGUUACUGGAACUUGGAGUAAAGGUGCUGCUAAGGAGGCUGAGAAGUAUGCUAAUGUUAACUACGUUGUGCCAAUCCCUGCAGACUUUACAGGAGUUCCUCUAGAAGAGAGCAUGAAGUUUACACCAGGAGCAAAGUACGUAUUUUACUGUGACAACGAAACAGUUAACGGUAUCGAGUUCCCCCACAUUCUCAAAACUGACAGCACUAUCGUGUGUGACAUGUCAUCUAACUUCCUGUCCCGUGCUGUAGAUGUCCAAAAGUAUGGGGCUAUAUUUGCGGGGGUACAGAAGAACGUGGCACCAGCUGGGUUAGGAGUGCUGAUUAUAAGGGAGGAUCUGAUCUCCGCUGAUAGGCUUCACCAGGUUCCCAAAGUCUGGGAUUUCAAACUUCAGGAUGCUGCUAACUCGUGUCUGAACACCCCCAAUGUGUUCUCACUGUAUGUCACCAAUCUCGUGCUGAAACAUCUCAUGAAGAACGGAGGAUUGAAGAGAUACUCUGAGCUCUCUCGUCAGAAGUCCAGUGCAAUCUAUGAUAUAAUCGAUGAUAGCAAUGGUUUCUACGCCUGCAAGAUUGACAAAGAUGCCCGUUCCAGGAUGAAUGUCACUUUCAAGCUAGCUUCCAAAGAUCUGGAGGCUGAGUUUGUGAAGAAGGCAGCUGAUCUUAAAAUAGAAGGAGUAAAGGGGCAUCGUUCUGUGGGUGGUAUCCGGGCUUCACUUUACAAUGCGGUUACUAUGGAGAGUGUCAACUACCUUGGUGACUUCAUGAAGUCUUUCCAGAAAAAUCACGAGUAAGCUAUACUGUUUUGUGGAAAAGGGAGCCCCGUUAGAGAAUUGUUGAGUAAAACUAGAAAUUAGAGUUAUAUUAUAUAAUAUAAUAUAAUAUAUCACGAAAAAUGCUAUGCAAAAUGUUUAAAAAAUUAUAAGUUACAAGCAUAUUCGUUGUUUUCAAUGUGCCAUUUAGAAUUUUAUAACUAUGUAAAUUAGAGUUUUUUGAUUUUCUAGAUUUUCUAGAUUUUAAUUUAGAUCGUAUCGGUUUUUUGCACUUUGCCCUAAUUUUAUUAUUCUC
Bolinopsis microptera is the source of this 1418-nucleotide messenger RNA. RefSeq names its product probable phosphoserine aminotransferase. Gene Ontology annotation, molecular function: pyridoxal phosphate binding; O-phospho-L-serine:2-oxoglutarate transaminase activity. Gene Ontology annotation, cellular component: cytoplasm. Gene Ontology annotation, biological process: L-serine biosynthetic process. The transcript is spliced from 2 exons. The record is from RefSeq and is a predicted model, not a curated record. Lineage: Eukaryota; Metazoa; Ctenophora; Tentaculata; Lobata; Bolinopsidae. The coding region runs from base 65 to 1144 and encodes 359 amino acids.